AGGUUAUUCGCAGUCAUAUGCUAACAUCACCUUGAAGGUUCGACCCCCGCAUCGGGCUCAAUUCCUGAUGCUUCCCAGUCAACUGGGAUUAGCAACCAAAUCAUUUUUUUCCCUUUUCUUUUUCCUUCGGCCUUUCCCUUGCUAUGUGUUUUUUUUUUUUUUUUUUUUUUCCGUAUCUUUUUGAUAUUACUUAUUUCUCGCUUCGGUAGAGUGAUGCCACCAGCGAACUACUUUUUAUGUGCAUCAUGCUUUCUAUGCCCUACUUUUUUACAUGUUUAUGGGGCGUGUGGAUUUUUUUUUAUUGACACAUUUUUCAACGUAGGACCAACACGUUUCUUGAAGUUGGAAGCAAGGUGUCCACGUGGCGACCCAGGCAGUGAAGGAUCACCAGUGGAGUCGAGUCGAAUCGAAUCGACAUAUUUUCGACUUGGGUUUCACAAACUCCAAUUUCUACAAAGUCUUUGGUUAAGUUGUUGGCUACGGUAUAGGUACUACACUACAUACACAUUAUGUACACAGUUGGUGCAGUAUUACAACGUCACUUUAUCGUCAAGCACGUAAAAUAGGAAAGUCGUUGAUGGGAAAACCCCAAAGUUGGUGAGAGUUUACAAUAGACUCUUUAUUAAUU
This is a messenger RNA of Daldinia caldariorum, 628 nucleotides long. RefSeq lists its product as uncharacterized. The record is from RefSeq and is a predicted model, not a curated record. The transcript has a single exon. Lineage: Eukaryota; Fungi; Ascomycota; Sordariomycetes; Xylariales; Hypoxylaceae. The coding region runs from base 214 to 561 and encodes 115 amino acids.